AUGGCAAGGCAACUAAGGCAUUUGGAAGUUCAAAAUUGCUUGUUCCACCCUCCACCAGAUUUCAAAGGGUUUGAGAAGCUUGUGAAUCUUGGUCUUCAUUAUGUCACUUUUCUUCCAACAAGAUUAAGCAAUCUUAUCUCUAGAUGCCCAUUUCUUGAAAUAUUGAGGUUGAAUUGGUGCACAAACGUUGACACCCUUGAUAUUGAUGCCGCUAAUCUCAAAUGCUUUGAAUUUAGAGGAACGUCAAAGUCCAUUUGCUUCAAGAAUGCCCCUAUGCUUAGGGAAGUUACUAUAUGGCUCGAUUCACAAGUUUCGACAGAUCUAUCUCCUGUUUGUUCUAAUCUUAUAAACUUCUUCUAUUACAUGCCUUGCCUAAUUGAACUGGAUGUACGUGGUGUUUCAUUUAAGGACUUGACAGUGGGAGGUCUGUCAGGGAAUUCCCCGACUGCUUUGAACAAUGUCAAAUCUCUCAGGAUUGGGAAAAUGUUAUUUGAAAACAGAAACAAUGAACGAUGUUGUGGGACCUGUUGCAGUUGUACAAUACUUACAAGACCACCAAAGCUUGUAUGGUUCUGUGAAGUUGCUUCGAAGAGUGUAGAUGAGUACUUUAGUGGUCUUGAGAUAGAAAUGGAAUUUGUGAGGCUUAUAUUAGCAUCUGCACCUGCAAUUGAGAAAAUUUUCUUUUGGUAUAUUUCAUCUCUCCUUCACCGGCCGGGUAGACAUCUGAUGGAUAAGAUGAAACAAUUUCACCAAGCAUCACCCAAUGUCGAAUUCACAUUUGAAGAAGUUGUAGAAGAUCAUAGACCGAUUGAACUCCAAGAAAUCACGGAAGCGCCAUGA
Messenger RNA from Solanum dulcamara, 840 nucleotides. RefSeq names its product F-box/FBD/LRR-repeat protein At1g13570-like. Lineage: Eukaryota; Viridiplantae; Streptophyta; Magnoliopsida; Solanales; Solanaceae. The record is from RefSeq and is a predicted model, not a curated record. Bases 1 to 840 code for a protein of 279 amino acids. The transcript has 4 exons.